Molecule: messenger RNA, 333 nt
Organism: Trichoderma harzianum CBS 226.95
Lineage: Eukaryota; Fungi; Ascomycota; Sordariomycetes; Hypocreales; Hypocreaceae
Exons: 1
Coding region: 1-333 (110 amino acids)
Source: RefSeq, a predicted model, not a curated record
AUGUGUCAACUCCUCAUAUACGACCUCAUCUGCUGCCACUCCUCCCAAAAAUGGUCCUACUGCGCAGACUCCCAAACCAGCGGCCGCAUCCCCUGCAAACACCAAACCUUCAAGCUCGUCUCCUACCCAACCCCCGCAGAGUUCGAGCCCGCGCCCAUCUGCCACCGCUCCGAAUGCCACUUCAACCGGCUCGACGGCGUCUGGAACUGCUGCUGGUGCGGCAAGACGCACAACACGACCGGGCGGUGCAGCGGCGGGAUGAUGUAUUACGAGUACACGACGUGUGAUCAUAUAUGCUGUCCGUUUUGCAAGAGGGGGGAUCAGGGGUAUUGA